UUACUUGUUCAUUAUCUUCUUUACAUGUUCAUUAUCCUCUUUACAUAUUUAUUAUCUUCGUUCCAUGUUCAUUAUCUUCUUUACAUGUUCAUAUUUCUCUUUACAUGUUCAUUAUCUUCUUUACGUGUUCAUUAUCUUCUUUACAUGUUCAUUAUCUUCUUUACAUGUUCAUAUUUCUCUUUACUUGUUCAUUAUCUUCUUUACAUGUUCAUUAUCUUCUUUACUUGUUCAUUAUCUUCUUUACUUGUUCAUUAUCUUCUUUACUUGUUCAUUAUCUUCUUUACAUGUUCAUUAUCUUCUUUACUUGUUCAUUAUCUACUUUACUUGUUCAUUAUCAUCUUUACAGGUUCAAUAUCCUCUUUACAUGUUCAUUAUCUUCUUUACAUGUUCAUUAUCUUCUUUACAUGUUCAUUAUCUUCUUUACAUGUUCAUUAUCUUCUUUACUUGUUCAUUAUCUACUUUACAUGUUCAUUAUCUACUUUACAUGUUCAUUAUCUUCUUUACAUGUUCAUUAUCUUCUUUACAUGUUCAUUAUCUACUUUACAUGUUCAUUAUCUUCUUUACUUGUUCAUUAUCUACUUGACAUGUUCAUUAUCUUCUUUACAUGUUCAUUAUCUACUUGACAUGUUCAUUAUCUUCUUUACUUGUUCUUUAUCUUUUUUACAUGUUCAUUAUCUUCUUUACAUGUUCAUUAUCUUCUUUACUUGUUCAUUAUCUUCUUUACAUGUUCAUUAUCUUCUUUACAUGUUCAUUAUCUUCUUUACUUGUUCAUUAUCUACUUUACAUGUUCAUUAUCUUCUUUACAUGUUCAUUAUCUUCUUUACAUGUUCAUUAUCUUCUUUACAUGUUCAUUAUCUACUUUACUUGUUCAUUAUCAUCUUUACUUGUUCAUUAUCAUCUUUACAUGUUCAUUAUCCUCUUUACAUGUUCACUGUCCUCUUUACAUAUUUAUUAUCUUCGUUCCAUGUUCAUUAUCUUCUUUACAUGUUCACUAUCUUCUUAGCGUGUUCAUUAUCUUCCUAA
Molecule: messenger RNA, 1023 nt
Organism: Lottia gigantea (owl limpet)
Lineage: Eukaryota; Metazoa; Mollusca; Gastropoda; Lottiidae
Exons: 1
Source: RefSeq, a predicted model, not a curated record